UCUCCAGCCUCAGAGGCAGAUCAAGGCAAUGGCUCCGAAACAGCCGAGUACGGGUUUAUUUGUUGGAUUGAACAAGGGUCACGUUGUGACCAAGAAGGAAUUGGCUCCACGCCCGUCAGAUCGCAAAGGGAAAACCAGCAAGAGGGUACACUUUGUAAGGAGUAUUAUCCGUGAAGUUGUUGGCUUUGCUCCCUAUGAGAAGAGGAUUACAGAGCUUUUGAAGGUUGGUAAGGAUAAGAGAGCAUUGAAAGUGGCAAAGAGAAGGUUGGGUACCCACAAGAGAGCUAAGAAGAAGCGUGAGGAGAUGUCAAACGUGCUCCGAAAGAUGAGGGCUGGUGGAGCCGGUGACAAGAAGAAGUGAGACCUGCGUCCUCCAGUACUAAAUUCACUAGAAUGUGUCAUUUCAGUUCUUGUAGUUGCCCGCGGGUAUUGUUUAAUUCAUUGUCGUAAUGCGAGACUUGUUUUAGAAAUUUUGGUUUUUAGCUCGAGACAUGAGAAAUGGAGGUUACCAUAGUAAUGUUUUUUCUUGAAGUCUUAGCGUAUACUGCAUCACCAUUUUUUAACAUCUGAAUGUUGCCAUUGGUGUCUCUGCCUGAUGAUGAGUUAAAUCAACUUAAUCCUUUCACAUGCA
Messenger RNA from Neltuma alba, 631 nucleotides. RefSeq names its product 60S ribosomal protein L36-3-like. Gene Ontology annotation, cellular component: ribosome. NCBI's taxonomy places the organism in Eukaryota, Viridiplantae, Streptophyta, Magnoliopsida, Fabales, Fabaceae. Gene Ontology annotation, biological process: translation. The coding region runs from base 29 to 361 and encodes 110 amino acids. The transcript is spliced from 4 exons. Gene Ontology annotation, molecular function: structural constituent of ribosome. The record is from RefSeq and is a predicted model, not a curated record.